AUGAGUAGAAAUCAUCCUGUACCAGUACGCUCGAAUGUCCAUGAGGACGGUCAGCAAAAGCGAACAUUCACAUAUCGUUUGGGCCCGUCAAAUUCUCUACUUGGUUCUACGAGGAUGAUCGAUUAUCCUACUCCCCCAAGAACACAAUCUCCGGCCACAUCUAUCUCCAGUUCAUCUGCGCCUACGACUCCUCAAGGACUUGGUCUUCUCAAUUGUCCGUUUCCCAAUAACGGUGUUGAGUCUUACAGUACGGCUUCUUCCUUUCACCCUGUCAAUACUACUGUUGACUGGUCAAUGCCAGUAUCAACGUGUGGGAAUCCUUAUGGGGAGGGUCCACGACUCAAUCUACUUCCUACGUCGACACAUGCAAUGUCCAGCCGUUCCCUAAACGCCAUUGCCUUUUACACGUCGCCCGCUCUAUCAUCGUGCGGGUCGAUGCCCACACCGGAUGCGGAUGUUGGAUUUUCACUAGGCCAAGACCACAACCCAGUCAUGCUCCAGAGCAACUUCCAAGAGCAAGGGUGCCCUCAUGUCAAGCAAGAAGAUGCAGAAUCCUGGUUCAAUGAGCACGUCGAUAUGGAACGGCCACAUAGCAGUAUGAAUCUCUCAUCGUAUGGAAACAUGAAGAGCCCCAAUAUGAGGGCAUCCCAUGUCACCGGCAGUGGCCUGUUAUCGUCGCCGGCCGCUAAUUUUGGCGCUAUGUCCCCGGCCUCGUGUGGGCAGAGCCGGCAUUUCGGAGCAUCGCUCACAGCUCGAAGUGAUAGUGUCGAGUCUUUUACGACACUUGACCGCUUGCCUAGCAGUCGCAAUGCGGUCAACAGCCGAAGGCAUAGCACUAGCGCUGAGAAGCGAUAUGUCUGUUCAGUGUGUAAUCGAGCAUUUGACAAAAAGUACAAUCUGAGGGAACACGAGAAGAAGCACGACCCGUCCCGUGUAUCUCCGCAUGUAUGCCCCGAGCCAGGCUGUGGCAAACGGCUGGGAAGAAGGACAGACGUGAAUCGGCAUUUUCAGAGCGUGCAUGAGAAGGCGAAGAGGUUUGUCUGCACGAAGUGCUUCAAACGGUUUGACAGGAAGGACACACUUGCCAGACAUUGCGACCGUGAUGGAGCCUGUCCAUAUUCGAAACAGUAUGGCGAAAUGCAGAUCACAGAGCGCCCUCGCCUCGCACCGUCUGGAUCCUCGUUAAACCAUUUUACGCAAGAUGCCCAGCCAUCCGCCUUCAGUGCGCCGCCUCCUGCGAAUUACCUCGCAUCAUCCCCGGCAUUUCCGCCAUAUUGA
Endocarpon pusillum Z07020 is the source of this 1278-nucleotide messenger RNA. RefSeq lists its product as uncharacterized. Lineage: Eukaryota; Fungi; Ascomycota; Eurotiomycetes; Verrucariales; Verrucariaceae. The transcript is spliced from 2 exons. The record is from RefSeq and is a predicted model, not a curated record. Gene Ontology annotation, cellular component: nucleus. Bases 1 to 1278 code for a protein of 425 amino acids.